Ceratosolen solmsi marchali is the source of this 819-nucleotide messenger RNA. Its product is annotated as zinc finger CCHC-type and RNA-binding motif-containing protein 1. Gene Ontology annotation, cellular component: U12-type spliceosomal complex. The coding region runs from base 79 to 789 and encodes 236 amino acids. The record is from RefSeq and is a predicted model, not a curated record. NCBI's taxonomy places the organism in Eukaryota, Metazoa, Arthropoda, Insecta, Hymenoptera, Agaonidae. Gene Ontology annotation, molecular function: RNA binding; zinc ion binding. Gene Ontology annotation, biological process: mRNA splicing, via spliceosome. The transcript is spliced from 5 exons.
AGGAGAGACGAGAGUCGGUUUUGAUGGCGUAGCCCAAGGAUACCAAUCCGUAUUCGUCGGAGAAGAGGAUAUUUCAAAAUGAGUGGAGGUAUUGUACCAAGUCGCUCAACGGUGUAUAUUUCCAAUUUACCAUUUUCAUUGACCAACAACGACAUUUACAAACUUCUCGAAGAUUAUGGAAAAAUAGUGAAAGUAACGGUAUUGAAGGAUAAACGAACUAGAAAGAGUAAAGGUGUAGCUUUUGUACUAUUUCUUACUCCCGAGGAUGCUGCUAAUUGUGCUAAAAACAUCAAUAACACAGAGAUAGGAGGUCGAACCGUUAAAAGUUCGAUCGCCGUUGAUAAUGGCAGGAGUACAGAAUUUAUAAGGCGUAAAGAUUAUCCGGACAAAUCACAUUGUUACGAAUGUGGCGAAGAAGGUCAUUUGUCGUAUCAAUGUGAAAAAAAUACCUUAGGAUGUAGGACUCCACCUCCAAAAAAAAUUAGAAUUAGAGGUAAAAAUAAAAAUAAAGGUGAAGCAAAUACGAAUUACUAUGACAGUGAUAGUGACGAUAGUGUAAGAAAACCAAGAGUAUCAGGAAAUAAAGACAAUGGCAGUGAUAUAUCCGAAGGGGAAUUGGACUCAUUAAGUUCUGCUAUUAAAGAAGAACAAGAGCGUAGAGAACUGGAAAUUUAUAGGCAUCAAGUUGCAACUGGACAGUAUGAAUCAAAACAGCCGUCUGUUGAAAAAAAUAAUAAGCGUUUCAAAAAGAGUGAAUACUUUAGUGACGAAGAAGAGCUUAUCGAUUAAUAAUAUAAUAAAGUUUAUUUUUAUCAAGGG